AUGAGCGACCCAACAGAAGAGAGAGAACAUUGGAAGUCCGUCAUACGGGCCUUUGAUGGGUACAUGAGGUAUCAUCUCUCGGCCAACCAUGCGAGACGGAUGAAUUUCCUAUCGUUGGAUAAAGAGUCGAAAGAGAUGUUCGACGGGAUAGGGUUCAGGGAGAAGUUGGAUGCGGUAGAUGAAGGUAUAAGGAGAAACGCCGAAUUUAUCGGAGAGAUGAUAGCUACACCCGUAUUCGCAGACAUGUUAGAAGCAGACGAAGCUGAGCAUCACCACCAUCACUCAAAUUCAAAUGAUCACCAUGAGGAUCACAGCCAUGGUCACUCACAUUCCCACGGUAAUGGAAACAGCAAUAGCAAUGGGAAUGGGAACGGACACGAUCACACCGAUCACAAGAAACAACAACAAGAAUCCGAUCUGUCUCAAGAUAAAAUUCGAUCUACUUUACGCUCGUUCGUGAGGGAUUGGGCUAUCGAAGGACGAAGAGAGCGAAAGGCAUGUUAUGAUCCCUGUCUGGAGGCUUUAGAGAGGUAUUAUCCAUUACCUGAAUCGGAGGAGGAAAGUGUCGCUGAAAUAUUGGGCGAGUCGGAUGGGGACGGGAAAAGAAGUAUAGAAAGGGAUAGGGGGUCUAUAAGAGUUCUAGUCCCUGGAUGUGGAUUGGGUAGACUAGCUAUGGAGAUCGCUGCCAGAGGUUUUGCCUCUCAAGGUAACGAAUUCAGCUCGUACAUGCUCAUAGCGUCCGAUUGGGUGUUGAACCACACAACACACCGUCAUUCGCAUACCAUUUACCCAUACCUUCAUUCCUUCUCCAACCACCUCUCAACGAUGCACAACCUACUCCUCCGAGUUCAGAUACCCGAUAUUUGUCCCUCAGACGUACUGGGUAACGGACAGGGAGGGGCGUUCUCAUUGGUGGCCGGCGACUUCGAAGAGAUAUACGGCCCGUGUUCAUGGGAAUUACCACCUGCUCCCACGACUGAGGAAGGGUGGGAAGAUAUUGAGGGUGAUGGUCAGGUAUGUCAGAAAGGUAGAUGGGGUGCGGUGGUGACUUGUUUCUUUAUCGAUUGUGCCAGAAACGUCUUGAAUUACCUGCGUACAAUACAUACCAUCCUGGCAGAUGACGGAGUAUGGAUUAACAUCGGCCCGUUGUUGUGGCAUUUCGAAAAUUCGCCUAAGAAAGGUCCAAAGGGUGAAGGUAGUAUUGAACUGAGUUUGGACGAGGUGAAGGAGUUAGCCAGGGAGGUUGGAUUCGAUAUAAAGGAAGAAAAAAUGAUCAAUACCACUUAUACCGGUAUACCGGACGGUAUGCUGAAACAUGAAUAUAACGCCGCAUUCUGGGUAGCCACUAAACGAAAAUAG
Messenger RNA from Kwoniella mangroviensis CBS 8507, 1359 nucleotides. RefSeq lists its product as uncharacterized. The record is from RefSeq and is a predicted model, not a curated record. Gene Ontology annotation, molecular function: S-adenosylmethionine-dependent methyltransferase activity. Lineage: Eukaryota; Fungi; Basidiomycota; Tremellomycetes; Tremellales; Cryptococcaceae. The transcript has 8 exons. Bases 1 to 1359 code for a protein of 452 amino acids.